Messenger RNA from Pelobates cultripes (western spadefoot toad), 264 nucleotides. NCBI's taxonomy places the organism in Eukaryota, Metazoa, Chordata, Amphibia, Anura, Pelobatidae. The record is from the annotation of a GenBank genome assembly.
AUGCCAGUAAAGCAUCACGUAGCCUCUCCCUGCUACGCAUGCGCGCCAAAAAUCUCCCAAGAACUAUUGAUCCACGAGAGGAUCCGUAGCUUGAAGGAGACCGAUAUUGGUGUGUGCAUGUGCGAAUGCAGCGUCAGAGCGCGAAAAUUAGAAAAUGGAACGUAUAUAAGAAGGAAGAACGGCAGCAAGAACAUCACAGCAUCCACAGCUCCUGAGGAAGUCCCGAAAAACGCGGGACGAAACGCGUUGAGCCGACAUCAUUAG